AUGGAAGAAGAAGAAGAAAAACUAGAACACGUAGAAAUUUCUUGUGGUGAUUCACUUCCUGAAGUAGGUGGAGGCAGUGGGGCGGAUUUAAGAGUGGAGACAUCUGAUUCAGAAAUCGGUACUGUUAAUAUAAACAUUGCAGAUGUUGUGGGAAGGGUUGAUUCUGAAAGUGGAUAUGUAGAUGAGGGCAUGUUUGAGCAGGUAUCAUUAGAUAAAGAGAAGAUUGUUGCGGAUCUGGAUAAUCUAAGGACCUCAUCUGGUGGAAAUGGGGAGACAUCUGGAGUUUCCAUUAAAAGGGGAACAAUGGAGGAUGAUUCUUCACUGGCAGCUGUUCAAGUACACCAGGAUAGUAAUGUCUCAAGCCGUGGAUCAGGGGGAAAAUCACCUCAGCUCUCUGAGCAAUCAUCUGCUCGAACCAGUUAUGAUUCCCCUUUAUAUGCAUAUGGGGAUCAUGGGCACUCACCUCCAAAACCUAAACCAAAACCCAUGCCAAAUGUUUCACCUGAGCUUUUGCAUUUGGUGGAUUCUGUUAUCAUGGGGAAGGCAGAAAGCAUGGAGAGCUUGAAGAACAUAGUAAGCGGUGUAGAAAGCUUUGGGGAUGGGGAAGAGGCAGAAAGCAUCGCGUUAUUAGUGGUUGAUUCACUUCUUGCCACAAUGGGUGGCGUUGAAUCUUUUGAGGAAGAUGAGGAUAAUAACCCACCUAGUGUCAUGUUGAACUCCAGAGCUGCUGUGGUAUCAGGCGAGCUUAUUCCUUGGCUUCCAUGGUUAUCAGAUACUGUCGGUUUCAUGUCCCCAAGAACACGUAUGGUUCGUGGAUUGCUUGCUAUUUUGCAAGCUUGUACAAGAAACAGAGCUAUGUGUUGUUCAUCAGGUUUGCUAGGGGUCCUUUUGCAGUCAGCUGAGAAGAUUUUUCUUGAUGAUUCAAGUAAGCAAUUGAAAUGGGAUGGAACUCCGUUAUGUUCCUGUAUCCAAUACUUAGCUGGACAUUCCCUUAGUGUAACGGAUCUGAACAAGUGGUUUUCCACAAUUACAAGAACAAUCAACACUCCAUGGGCAGCUCGAUUAAUGCUUUGUAUGGAGAGGGCUUUGGGCAGCAAAGAGUCAAGGGGUCCAAUGUCUUCAUUUGAAUUUGAUGGUGAAAGCUCUGGUUUACUUGGUCCAGGAGAGAGCCGUUGGCCUUUCCCUAAUGGGUACGCGUUCGCGACUUGGAUUUAUAUCGAAUCAUUUGCAGACACUUUAAACACAGCUACUGCUGCUGAGCCAUUGCUGCAGCAGCAGCAGCUAAAUCAGGGAAAUCAUCAGCUGUGUCUGCAGCUGCUGCAGCCAGUGCACUAG
This is a messenger RNA of Lactuca virosa, 1335 nucleotides long. The record is from the annotation of a GenBank genome assembly. NCBI's taxonomy places the organism in Eukaryota, Viridiplantae, Streptophyta, Magnoliopsida, Asterales, Asteraceae.